UAUCAUCCCAAUCUUUGCAUACAAGGAGAGAGUUAUUGAGGGAGUGAGCUACGUGUAGAGAGAGCAAGGAAGUUGCAUAGAAAGAUGGGAAACCAAACCCCAUGUGAGAAGUUGUACCUAGGGCUCAAGAAAGUUAAGCCUUACUUGGCUAUGGUCUCCCUUCAAUUUGGAUAUGCUGGAAUGUACAUCAUCACCAUGGUUUCUUUGAAGCAUGGCAUGAGUCAUUACAUACUAGCUGUGUACCGUCAUGUAGUUGCUACGAUUGUUAUCGCACCUUUUGCCUUGGUCCUCGAAAGGAAAAUAAGGCCAAAGUUGACGCUCCCAAUUUUCCUUAGGAUAAUGGCGCUUGGUUUUCUUGAGCCAGUGCUUGAUCAGAAUUUGUAUUAUCUGGGAAUGAAGUACACCUCAGCUACAUUUGCAUCUGCUACAGUAAAUGCCCUCCCUGCCAUAACCUUUAUAAUGGCACUUAUUUUCAGGUUGGAGACAGUCAACUUUAAGAAGCUACACAGCGCAGCCAAGGUGGUGGGGACGGUUAUCACGGUCACAGGAGCAAUGGUUAUGACCUUAUACAAAGGUCCAAUCAUCGAUUUUAUAAGAUCGCAAGGAGCAGCUCACCGUGGAACCACAAGCAAUGCGUCCGGUAAUCAGCAUUGGCUUACUGGAACACUAAUGCUCCUAGCCAGUUGUUGUGGCUGGGCAAGUUUCUUCAUAUUGCAAUCCUUUACUUUGAAGAAAUACCCAGCAGAGCUUUCUCUCACAGCAUUGAUUUGCAUGACGGGCAUGGUGGAAGGUGCAGCUGUGUCACUUGUUAUGGAACGUGACAUGAGUGCCUGGAAAAUAGGCUUUGACUCUAGGCUUCUAGCUGCUGCUUACUCCGGAGUGGUUUGUUCUGGAAUUGCAUAUUAUGUGCAAGGUGUGGUAAUAAGGAAAAAAGGCCCCGUCUUUGUAACUUCUUUUAGCCCUCUUUGCAUGAUCAUCACGGCAGCUCUUGGAUCCGUUGUUCUAUCGGAGCAAAUCCGCCUUGGAAGUAUAAUUGGAGCAGUUUUAAUAGUUUUUGGCCUGUACACUGUGGUGUGGGGUAAGAGCAAGGAUAGUAUAAGCUCAUCAACAAUGGAGUUGACAAAUGAGAAAGGUGGACCCCAAGAUCAGCUGCCAAUCCAAGAUAGUAGCAGGCUAUCGUCGACCAGUUUUGCAAAUAGCACGCAAGGACCUGACAAUGGAAUGUCCAAGCAAAUUCCACCAAAGAUUUACAAUCACUAGAAGGACCACUAUAGGAUUUCUCACACUCUCCCCCACCUGAUCUGUAUCCAUCUCCUCCGAAUAAAGUAGCUAGCACUCUUUACUCGAUGUAUGCUGAGAUGGGGAUAAAUCAAUCACUUUUCGAUCUUUAA
Molecule: messenger RNA, 1391 nt
Organism: Populus nigra (black poplar)
Lineage: Eukaryota; Viridiplantae; Streptophyta; Magnoliopsida; Malpighiales; Salicaceae
Product: WAT1-related protein At1g44800-like
Exons: 7
Coding region: 85-1260 (391 amino acids)
Cellular component (GO): plasma membrane
Molecular function (GO): transmembrane transporter activity
Source: RefSeq, a predicted model, not a curated record